AUGCUCUUUUCUACCUUCUUCACCGUCCCCCUCCUCGCCCUCUCCUUCCUCACCCCCGCCUCCGCCUCCCCCCUCGCCAAGCGGUACACCGGCGUCAAGAUCCAGUCCUACAAGGACGGCAAAUGUCUCUCCCCGAACAGCGACACCAACGCCAACGGUGUCUGGGUCGUCUCUGUCCCUUGUGACAACGCCAAGACUUGGGACAUCAACCCCGGGUCCGGGAGCGUCAAGCUAUCUGGCACCAACUUUGUUCUCGACGCUGGUACUGGCAAGGACAACAAUGAGGGUGUCAAGAUCUGGCAAUCCUACCCCGGUGUCUUCCAGCAGACAUGGUUCCUCACUGAUGACAAGCGUAUUGCGAUCACUGGCGGUAACCAGUGUCUCGACCAAGGCGACAAUGGACCUCAGACCUACGCUUGCACUCCAUACAACACCAACCAAGUCUGGAACAUCAUCGAAGGUGGUGGUGGUACCCCCUCCUCCUCUUCCUCGAGCGCUACUCCUUCCAGGACUUGCGUCGCUUGGAGCUCCUAA
Cryptococcus wingfieldii CBS 7118 is the source of this 534-nucleotide messenger RNA. RefSeq lists its product as hypothetical. The transcript has 4 exons. The coding region runs from base 1 to 534 and encodes 177 amino acids. The record is from RefSeq and is a predicted model, not a curated record. NCBI's taxonomy places the organism in Eukaryota, Fungi, Basidiomycota, Tremellomycetes, Tremellales, Cryptococcaceae.